AUUCUACCAUGACUAAAACGGAUGCCUACAUCUAUUCGUCUCUAAUAAUUAUCACAUCUUUUGUACCAGUAUUGUGCAUCCAUAAUUACAUGCUACGACAAUCUUUGCUAGGUCGUAAAUUUAAGAUUGCAACAAUGGCCCUGAUUUACGAAAAAGUCUUAAAUCUUAAUAAAUCGGUUUUUGCUGAGACAACGGUAGGCCAGAUGGUCGACCUGAUAUCGAACGACGUGACCAGAUUUGAAGCGGCCAUGUUGUUCAUUCAAGAUUUGUGGAUGACUCCCCUCCAACUGAUUAUCGUGCUAGUGCUGCUAUAUAUUUACGUUGGACCAACGGGGCUAGCAGGGGUAGCGGUGAUGAUUGGUUUUAUACCAUUUCAAAUUUGGUUGAGCAAGAAAAUGUCCGCCUAUCGGCUGAGGACGGCAUUAAAAACUGACGAAAGGAUUCGCAUAAUGAGCGAAGUGAUAUCUGGUAUUCAAGUCAUCAAAAUGUACACGUGGGAAAACCAUUUUCUAAGUUGGUGGAAUUUAGUAGAAAGCUUGUUGAGUUACUAG
Molecule: messenger RNA, 551 nt
Organism: Cylas formicarius (sweet potato weevil)
Lineage: Eukaryota; Metazoa; Arthropoda; Insecta; Coleoptera; Brentidae
Product: ATP-binding cassette sub-family C member 4-like
Exons: 3
Coding region: 9-551 (180 amino acids)
Biological process (GO): transmembrane transport
Cellular component (GO): membrane
Molecular function (GO): ABC-type transporter activity; ATP binding
Source: RefSeq, a predicted model, not a curated record